GCGGCUUGGGCGGUGGAGUACCAUGGGCAUACUUGACGACUUGCGACGAGACCAAUGACCCCUCCUCCUCCUCCUGGUAUAACUUCCCUGCUCAGUCCCGCUUUCUGGGCGAUGGGACAAACAGAAGGGAGUUCCCCCCUCACUCCUGGCCCAAGAGAGAAAUGCAACAUUGGCACCUGGCACGCCUAUCCGAAGCUGCUCCCAUGUUUCACUAGCCGGCUCGCGCACACAAGAGAAAAGGGGAUACUCAGCUCUUUCUGCACGCUAAAAAGAAAGGGCCCGCCGUCGAGAAUCCCAGAUGCUUUGAGCUUCGACCUGGACUUUCCACCCCGCUUCCGGACAUCCUCGCCCUGCGGUUCAAGACAGAGAGCAAGUGAAGGCAGAGACAGUUCAUAAGAGGACCCAAGGACUUGGAUAUUCUCUCAAGCCCAUUCCGACACCAACUCAGUUUUUAUUGAUCGUUUUUGAUUACCUACUUUUUUUCUUCGCCAAAUCCCACCCCACUCAGGAUUACUUUCCCCUCCCGCACCCUUGCCGGGCGUACUUGAGAAGCAGAUCAGCCCGACGAAAAGCAACAGCCAGCAGCAGCAGCAGCUCCUUUUUCCGGGGGCUCCAGAAGGCGACCGGCCCAACUGUCAGCAAAGAGACCACCACACAGAAAAAAAGCUGGCGGUGGCUCCAACCUAAACGUCAUUCGACUCAACCCCCGCUGACUGAUAUCCUCCUAUUUAUGCAGGUGCACCUCAGCCCAAAAACACAACUGACGAGAUGCCACAAUUCGGCGCAACCUUCGUUCCUGGAGGGUUCGAUGACUACUACAUGCCCGAGGUCAUUGCACCUGCUCCUCAACGUGUAACGCCUCAGGUCCCCCAGAACAUGCAAAACGACCUUCAGCGCAUGGAACUUGAAGCCCGCGAAGUCUCCCCGAACCGAGCAGCCGUCUCCAGCAACAACGUCACCAACCGACACGGUCGUGAGCCGUCCCUGUCCUCUGUCCUCAAGCCAACCGAUUCUGGUGCGCCCUCGCUGCCGCCGAAAGGAGGACCCGACGCCCAAGCCGGCGCACCCCCGACCGACUCCUACAGACCCUUCCACGAGAACAGCGCGAGCGACAACCCUCAUAAGAUGCGGCCCAGCGCGGCACCCUCGUUCUCUCCUUUCCCAAAGCUCACAGGGGACAACGUCCCCCCGACGGACGAGGAAAAGGAAACGAUCUUGUGGAACGCCCGCGAGCAUGUCCUGCACUCGAAUAAUGUUUCUAUGCAGCUGUCAUGGGCUCGCGACACCUUGGCUUGGGCUGAGAUUGUUAUGGAUGCCAGAAGCCGAGACCCAGAGAGUGGCCGCCAGACACCAAACGUCGAGCACGAGCUGCGCGUCGACGCAAUCAACAUUGUCAACUAUUUGGUGGGCCAGGAACAUCCCGAGGCACUCUUUAUGAAAGCAAAGUGGCUCGAGUUCGGAAAGUUUGGCUGCAGACCUGACAAGAGAGAUGCGUACACAAAGUACCAGCGCGCGGCAGAGCUUGGCUACGCGCGUGCGGAGUAUCGUCUGGGCAUGCUGUUUGAGAACUCGAACGACUACAGCAAAGCCGUCGAGCACUACUACCUCGGUCUGCGACUCAAAGACUCGGCCGCUAUGUACCGCUUGGGCAUGAUGAGCCUGCUCGGCCAGCACAACCAUCAGAAAGACUACCAGCGAGGUCUAGACCUUAUUAGGGAGGCUGCUGACCUUUCGGACGAGGAUGCGCCGCAAGGGUCGUAUGUCUAUGGAAUGCUCCUCGCCAGGGACCUCCCUGACAUUGAUGUUCCGGAGGCUCUGCUUCAGACGGACCUGCACCAGGCCAAGAUGUAUAUCGAGAAGGCCGCUUACCUUGGCUUCGCCAAGGCUCAGUUGAAGAUUGGUCAGGCCUACGAGCUAUGCCAGCUUGGGUGCGACUUUAACCCAGCGUACUCGCUGCAUUACUACGGACUGGCCGCCCAGCAAGGACAGCCCGAGGCGUCGCUCGGUGUGAGCAGAUGGUUCCUGUUCGGAUAUGAGGGCAUCUUCAAUAAGAAUGAACAGCUGGCCUUCAAGUACGCUCAAGAUGCUGCCAACGCCAAGUUGCCGACUGGAGAGUUUGCCAUGGGAUACUACUACGAGAUUGGCGUUCAUGUGCCCAAGGAUCUCCGCCAAGCCAGAUUCUGGUACGAGGCGGCUGCUGACCAUGGCAACAAGGACGCCAGAGGCCGAAUUGAUGCCUUGGAUCACGAGAAGAGUCUGACCAAGGCCGACCACGAGACUACGACGCUGACGAGAAUCAAGUCGCAGCAUGGUUCGCAGCGCGGCAAGAGGCCCGAUCGCUUCAAGCAGCCGAAUACCAUGCCGACUGUUUCCGAGAGCACGCCAGUCACCCCGACCGAUGCUCACCCCGGCUACCCGUCUACGUCUGCCAAGACAUCUCCUCACCCGUCGCCCAGAGUGCACCCUUCUUCGGCGCCGCACGACACCGUUGACUACCCUGACCCGUCACGGCCCAAUAGCAUGGGCAACAGGCCAGCUGCAUUCACCGUUAACCUCGACUCCAACCUUGCAAUCCGGCCCAAGUCGGCUGCUCCAUACCCAGAGGACGACCGCCCCGCUCCGCUCAACCUGAACAGACCGAAAUCGACGGCACCGUAUCCCGAGGAUGAGAUGCACCACGGCGGCGGCGGCGGUGGCAGGGGCGCUGGGCCUCAACUCUCCCCUCACUACGGUGGUGGUCGUCCCGUCUCUGGCCCGCACUCUGAUCGUCCCGGUAGCGCGUUUGGCAUUCGCACCGGUCCCGGUGGUCCUCCGGGACCUGCAGGCAACAUUCGCGCUUCACAGUCAAUGGGCAACAUGAUUCCGCCGGCCGGUUCGGACCCGCGCGGUCGUGUGCCUGUCGGAGGGCCUGCAGGAUAUCGCCAGCCGAGCCCUGGUCCCGCCGCGCGACCACCCGGCCAACCCUACCCAGCGGCAGGUGGCCUUCCUCCCAACCCAGCCGCGAACCGGCCGCCUAAGCAAAGCCCAUACCCUCCGCAGCAGGGAAGCUAUGGCCCGAGCGACUACGGUCAGCCUACGCCGCCGCCUGCGCAAGCCGGCAACUUUGCCCAGCGAACAUCAUCCAUCCCCCCUGAUGCUCAGUAUGGAUACGGUAGAGGCGCGGCACCUCAGCGAAUUGACUCGAUGCCGCUUAGCCCUUCAGGCCAACCGCGUCCCGGUCCUGGGCCGGCGGGUCAGCCCCGGCCUUUCCCCAACCGACCAGACCUUGCCGAGCAGCCGGGUCGAACGGGCAGUGCGCCGCCCUCAUCUCAGCCGCGCCCGCAGCAGCAACCCAGCCCUGCUCCUAGUGCUCAGACUAUGCCCCCUCCCAAGAAGCAAGCGACGGGCCAGGGACCUGCCACCUUCGAGGCGAUGGGCAUUCCUAAGGGGAAGGAUGAGUCUGACUGCAUCGUGAUGUAAAUUUCUCUCUCAGAUACCAAUUUCACUUUACGACACGAUGCUUUUCAACUUUCCAAGCCUAGCACCGGGGGUUGGCUUCAGCGCGACUUGUAGAUAUACAGCAUUCCAUUGGCCUGAUGAGACAGCCAAGCGGCAGUCCGACAGUACCCCAAGGACAAUUGAAAGGCUUUUGCGUUCUCAAAGAUACGACCCGGUGAAGCUCGUCCAUGUGUCCACUCGCCUCUGACUUCGUUUCGACAUCACUUUGAUUCCGCCUCAGCCGCUGCAUACUGCUCAGCCAACGGCGCCAGGCAAUCUUUCAAGCUCGUCCAGCCCUUGCCACCCUGAAGACGUUCCAUCAGCUGAGUGGCUCUUUCGUUGGCAAUAGUGCCCUUAUCGGAGGCGAGAUCGGGAAGGUCGUCGGGGAAGGUUCGGUCUGGUUGGAUUUGGCGGAAGGCGGCGAGGAGGUCGUUGAUGUUGAACUUGCCCGCGUAGGCAAUGAGGCGUUCGGACUGGACGUCUGGGAGGAGGAGUGCUGCAAUGUGGAUUCGAGCUAUAUCGAUGACGUCGCAGUACCAUUCUGGGAGGGGUUAAUUUGGGAUGCAGAGGGUGGGGGGUAUGGUUGUUUAAGUAUUUCGAGUGAGGCAAGUCAGAGCAGCAGGAGGGGAUCGUGUACUUACGAGCUGGGAACAUUGCGACGAACUCAGGCGUGACAUUUCCCUGCCAGAGGGGUCGCAUUGCGCCAACGGCAGUGGGGAAGCCUUGGUGUUCCGGGAGGAGGACCUUGCCCAGUGCGGCAUUGGGCACGACUAUCGAUUAUUCACGUUAGGCCCGGGAGAUGAAAGAGAGGGAAACCGUUACACAGAAAGAGGAGGACGAGGGGAUAUGAAGAGUAGAAAGACGGGAAUUGGACACAG
Colletotrichum scovillei is the source of this 4355-nucleotide messenger RNA. RefSeq lists its product as uncharacterized. The transcript has 3 exons. Bases 769 to 3459 code for a protein of 896 amino acids. Gene Ontology annotation, molecular function: protein binding. The record is from RefSeq and is a predicted model, not a curated record. Lineage: Eukaryota; Fungi; Ascomycota; Sordariomycetes; Glomerellales; Glomerellaceae.